Marchantia polymorpha subsp. ruderalis is the source of this 525-nucleotide messenger RNA. The record is from the annotation of a GenBank genome assembly. NCBI's taxonomy places the organism in Eukaryota, Viridiplantae, Streptophyta, Marchantiopsida, Marchantiales, Marchantiaceae.
CUCCAUCAGUUCGUGAUAUUGUUGACUGCUUGUUCGAUCCCAUCUCAAUUAUAAGUUCCUUUAUUUUCCUAGGAAAGCACAGAGGUUUAUCUUUUCAAGCUUCAGUCUCCUAUACAACAAUUUUUUUCUCUAUACAAUGCUUUUUUAGUCCUUGCAUAUCUCAGGAACUAUAUAAAAUGUAUUAACGUAGGGCACAGAGACCUAUGCGGAUAGACAUUUCCAUCUAUUAUUGCAGUGAUGAAACGUUUUUUGUUUGACUGAAGGUAGAACACCAAGCGGAGGUUUUCGAUACGAAGAAGUUUUCCUCAAGGAUAUGUCCCAAUUUCGCGGAGCAAAUGGCUCGAGGAAUAAUCAGUUAUUCGUCAGGAGCAUGCUUAGAGACACCGCCCGGAUACAUUAAUUGCGGAGUAAAGACCUGGUUAAAACCUACUGAGCUGCGUAAAGUGCGGUUUUGCCUCAUCUGCUUUGCAUAACCUGAAGCAAUGAAACGAAUUUUUAAUUUCCUCCUCAAUAAUAUGAUACUCC